Messenger RNA from Puccinia graminis f. sp. tritici CRL 75-36-700-3, 2462 nucleotides. RefSeq lists its product as uncharacterized. The record is from RefSeq and is a predicted model, not a curated record. The coding region runs from base 183 to 2033 and encodes 616 amino acids. The transcript is spliced from 4 exons. Lineage: Eukaryota; Fungi; Basidiomycota; Pucciniomycetes; Pucciniales; Pucciniaceae.
UGUGAAUAGGUCAACGCUGAAGUCAGCUGUAGUUGAUGCCCUGUGACGAUUAAUGAUUACACCCUGAAAACUUCGACCAAUCUAUUUAAAAGUCUUACAAAAAGUCUUCAAUCAAGACCUUAGUCUGCCGUAUCACCCUGAACGAAGCCAUACAGAUAGUUACCGCCUAUUCCAUUUUCCUGAUGAACCUCAGCCGCGAAAAUAGUCAAGCGCCCACCUGUUCAUCCACUCUCAUGUCUGAUGAUGGGCUGUCACGUCUCGAGAUUCUUAGUUCUGUAGCCAACGUAGAUUCCCUCAAGGAUAUUAGCUCAUUAGAAAAAUUGUCUCAAAACGAAGCCUCAGUGAUCGAACUGCUUAACCACUAUUCCAAACUGUCCGGUGAUACCCCUACGAAUGCUCAAGCUGCCCGAGAGGUAGUGGUAGCAUGCCGCCAAUCACAGCUCAAUUCGAAAACCGGGAAAUCUGAGCUUCAAGGCCACGGAGCUGGCUCAUUCGACCGGUUGAUCUACCUUCUUGACCGCUAUCUAGAUUAUUGUAGCUCGAUAAAACUUGCAGCCUGGCCGAUUGACCACUUGAAAGUCAGUAUCUGGAUCAAGAAUGAUGUCACCUUGACCACGAAUAGUACUCGCAUGAAACCCCUCAGGAAAACAGUCAGAUGUUACGUGACUUCCUUGGAGUCCAUCCGCGUCAAAACUCUUCACCUCUUCAAAGGCAUCCAUCUUCCGGUGCACCUGAUGAAAAGCAAGAUUAUCCUUGAAAUCCUGAAUAGUCUUUCAGUCGAAAGGGAUAAUUUGGAAGAGCGCCUUGGAGGAAAUCUCGGCCCCGUGGAGCAACCAGUUGGCGCCGGGGAAGCUCAAUCAGAGCGCGAUUCUCUACUAAACGAAAUACGCUCGCGGUCUGGAGACGAGUGGAGCCAGCAGGCGAUGGAGAUUGUGAAAGCUUCUCGUGGAGGGGAGCAAAGCGAAAGCGGCGGUAAAACCAGGGGAAAGGCUGCCGAUCCACACAUUCACACGUUGUUCAGAUAUCGAAACUACUGUUUCCUCAACAAGAUUCCGAUGUGGCCAAUCGACCCACCCAGAGUGGCCUUGUGGCUUAAAGAAUCAGUUCUGGUUGGUGACCCCCGCAACAAAAGCAAAAAGUCGACCGUCAGCUUCAGGACGGUGCAGGUAUAUCUCUCCCGGCUCGAAUACGCGAGGCUGAAAACAGAGCAUCUGUUUAGCGCAUUCGCCAACUGUGGGGGUUCAUUGUACAAGUCUAACGAAAUCGUCGAAAUCUUGAACGAGUUAAAUGGCCACAAGAAGAGUGCGCAGUGUCCGGUGAUGAAGGACGAAGAAAAUGAUUCGACAGCCCAGGUCAUUCUAUCAUCAGAGGAUUACGUACCAGUCUCACGCAGUUCCUCCCAGGCCACCGAAGACUCGCCGACAUUCUCUCUCACCGUUGAGCCAUCACCACCAAAACGUGCCGGUCUACCUUCACUCUUACCUUCACUCCCUCCGUCGCACUGGUCUCACAGUAAGAAGAGGAAAUUCUCAGCGAGCCGAAAUGUUUCUCCAAGAAAGAUUUCCAAGGUCGACAUCGAGAACUCGCCUGGGCUGAAGCCAAAUAAUCAUGACAGGGAAAUUUGCGGAGAGCCGCGAUUCGCCCGUCAGGGCUCUAACGGCCCGCGACGAACUCCAUCCUUCCUAUUGGAGGCCGAUCGCAAUAAGCUGUCUCGCAACACUAAUAUUAGCGCAGUAGGACCCGCUUCACCAACCGGGGGUGGCUUGACUUUCCCCUCAAUAUCCGAAUGGUUUUCGCCUCCACCUUCCCCGGCAAAGGGAAAGAAAGGAUGCAUAUCUUUUAUAUUGUGCUCCGAUGAAGAGUCCGAACGAAGUUACACCACCGCCACUAGCUACGAGGUUUCGACUCCGCAUGUGACACCAACUCGUCAUGCUGUGAACAAAGUGUUUCCUAUGACGCCGAGCAGAUUGCUUGAGUCACCAACUUGUAAUCGCUUCUGGGCCCAUCCUCUCAGCGGUCUUAAUCCAUCCUGACAAUUGGUGAUAGAUGUAGUCGACCCCACAAUGCUUUGUCAUUUUAUUUAUCAUGCUGAACGAUUCUCUAAAAUAUUAAUACCCAGUCCGAUUUCUUCAACUUGAGCCUUUUAACCAAACUUUCUCUAUUUCAUGUCUUUUAAUUUGAUCCAUGUAACUUCUGAUCACCGUUCAAUCUAAUGUAUCCCUCUAGUGCCACUUACCAAAGGGGUUUUAAUUUAUUAAUUAUUGACCCUCUCUAGUUGUAUGUAGCUGGUUAUCAUGAAUCUUUGACUGAGUAAAAGGUCGCUGCUUAUGUAUUUAUCUAUGGAUGUCUCCAAACCUUUCUCCAAGUCACGCUAACCGAUUGCAGUAACUCACAAAGAACCAAAAAAAAUCGUUAUACACUUGAACUAAACUAAUUAGGACGGAAUGCAUCUCUGUAACUGA